GGCUGCAACCUGUCACUACCCAGCGAAGAAGAAUCUGUUUAGAGCGGACAAGACGGAUUUCGGUCAGAAUAUAUGACUGAAACACUGGGAAUUAAGCAUUCAUCUGUAUUUAAACGUCCCCACCACCGGCCAACGGACAUUUGAUAUAGUAUUAUCCUAACUCGAAUAAACAUUUCAGAGCCGUCCUCGAAAACAACCCCAAAAUGGCAGAAAAUUCAGAACAAAAUGAAUCAAAACAUGACAGCUCAUCAUCCCCUGGAAUGACUGACCAAGAGAAAGAAAAGGCAGCCAGCGCAUAUGAGGCAUUUUCGGCAGGAAAGUAUGAAGAGUCUCUCAAACACCUUGAUGCCCUGCAGGAGCUCAACAAAGAGGACUACAAGAUCGCCCUGAACAAAGCUGUUGUAGAUUUUUAUAAAAGUGGUCAGACGACCACAGGGACUCUGAAGCAGACCCUAGUCACAAUGAAGAAUCAGGUUCACACAUCAGCAGAAGAUGUCGAUGGGUUGGAUGAUGUUGAAAACAGUUUGCUGUACUAUAAUCAAGCCAUCAUCCACUACCAUAUGCGACAGUACUCUGAAGCCAUCUCAAUAGGAGAGAAGUUGUACCAGUUUCUGGAACCAUUUGAAGAGAAGUUUGCUCAGGCGGUCUGUUUCCUGCUGGUGGAUCUGUACCUGCUCACCUUCCAGCCAGAGAAGGCCCUCCACCUUUUGGCUGUAUUGGAUAAACUCUCUGUGCAAGGCAGCAACAAGAACGGCAAAGGAGAGAAUAACAGUUCAAACAAAGAAGGAGCCAACCAGAAAGCAGAGUUUGCAGCCAUGAUUGAAGCAGCCAAAUCAAAGAUGCACCAGUACAAGGUGAGAGCCUACAUUCAGAUGAAAUCCUCCAAGGCCUGUAAAAGGGAGAUCAAAUCAGUGAUGAACACAGCAGGGAAUUCUGCACCCUCUCUCUUCCUCAAGAGUAAUUUUGAGUACCUCAGAGGAAACUACCGGAAAGCAGUGAAGCUAUUGAACAGCUCCAACAUUGCAGAGCAUCCUGGUCCCAUUAAGACAGGUGAAUGUGUUCGAUGUAUGUUCUGGAACAAUCUGGGCUGCAUUCACUUUGCCAUGGGGAAACAUAACCUAGGCAUUUUCUACUUCAAGAAGGCGCUUCAAGAGAACGACCACACCUGUGCACAGCUGGGAGACGGCAACAACGGCCAAUCUAAGAAGUUCACAGGUAUCCCCAUGUGUGCUCUACUAGCCAACAAGCGCUAUGAGCUGCUCUAUAACUGUGGUAUUCAGUUGCUGCACAUCGGAAGGCCUCUGGCAGCAUUUGAGUGUCUGAUGGAGGCGGUGCAGGUUUACCACUCCAACCCUCGGUUGUGGUUACGGCUCGCAGAGUGCUGCAUCGCUGCAAACAAAGGGGGCUCGGAGCAGGAGAGCAAAGGUUUACCUUGUAAAAAGGGUAUAGUUCAGUCUAUUGUUGGACAGGGCUACCAUCGCAAGAUUGUCCUGGCAUCCCAGUCUACUCAAAAUACCAUCUACAGUGAGGGCCAGUCAGCAGCGAUCCCCGUUGCAAGUAUGGAGUUUGCAGCCAUCUGCUUGAGGAACGCUCUGCUGCUGCUGCCUGAACAUCAACAGCAGGACACCAAGACAGAGAACGGCUCCAAGAGCUUUAGUCAAUCAGGAAGCACAGAGAGCGGCAGCGAGAACAGUGAUGCCUGCAGUGGGAAAGGUCAGGAGGCUGAUAAGUUCUUAUCUGCAGCUCCAUCAUCUCCUCUCAGAAAACAGGAAGUGGAAAAUCUCAGGUGCUCCAUCCUGGCAUGCAGUGCGUAUGUGGCAUUGGCACUUGGAGACAACCUGAUGGCUCUAAAUCAUGCAGAGAAACUGCUGCAUCAAACCAAGGUGUCUGGAUCGCUCAAGUUCCUGGGUCACCUCUAUGCUGCUGAAGCCCUCAUCUCAUUGGACAGGAUCUCUGACGCCAUUGCUCAUCUCAACCCAGAGAACGUCAGUGACGUGUCAAUGGGAGUUCUGAGCAGUGAACAAGACCAAGGGUCUGACAAAGGAGAUGAGCCUGUCGAGUCCUCAGGGAAGCAGACUCCACUGUGUUACCCAAGCAGUGUGACAGCAGCUCGGGCCAUGAUGCUCUUCAACCUGGGCAGCGCCUACUGCUUGAGGAGCGAGUAUGACAAGGCCCGCAAGUGCCUGCAUCAGGCAGCAUCUAUGGUGAACACCAAGGAGAUUCCACCGGAAGCAAUCCUGCUGGGAGUCUACUUAGAGCUACAGAACGGAAACACCCAGCUGGCUCUGCAGAUCAUCAAACGGAACCAGCUGCUGCCCACAGCAGUCCAGAGGGUCUCGCCAGACUCCCGCAAGAAACAGGUCCAGCCCUUCCAACUGCCCUCGUCCUUUACACAAGUACAGCGCAAAUGAGCCUCCUCAGCUUCCUCUGACCCCCCGAACUGCAUACACACACUAACACAACACACAACCCUAUUUAUGAAGCUGCUUCCCCUCAGCAUCAGGAGCCGAAAGAAAUGGAGAUUUGGCUCUGUUUGAUGAGUGAAGAGUUCUGCUCCAUGAACUGAGACCAGCUCACAUUUUAUUUCCAUUUGACAAAGGAACCAGUGUGUUGUCUGAGCAAUUAAAAUAAAUUUUAUUUACUGUUAA
Paralichthys olivaceus (Japanese flounder) is the source of this 2648-nucleotide messenger RNA. It is a transcript of the gene cnot10, whose product is annotated as CCR4-NOT transcription complex, subunit 10. Gene Ontology annotation, molecular function: protein binding. Lineage: Eukaryota; Metazoa; Chordata; Actinopteri; Pleuronectiformes; Paralichthyidae. Gene Ontology annotation, cellular component: CCR4-NOT complex. Gene Ontology annotation, biological process: mRNA catabolic process; negative regulation of translation. The record is from RefSeq and is a predicted model, not a curated record.